GCUGGACUGUGUGGGAGGGAACACACGGAGAGAACACGGGAGCGAAAUAUUGUACCGCCCUGCUCCACACCUCUCCAGUCAUAUCUGUUAGAAAUCACUCCCUACCGUCUUAAGAACAAAACUAGAAAAGAUGUUAACUUCAAACUACACGCGUGAAUCAAACGCCCACCAAGGCGUCACGCUUUUAAGAAAUUUGAUUUCUGGAGAAAUUUGUACUGGCGACUGAAAAAAAUCAAAGUUGCGUUUGUUCAAUCAGCUGGCUUCUAUGUUGACGCUGUAGAACAGUAAGAGAGUAAGCGUAUGAAUUACUCGAUUCAGGGAGAGGGCUCGAUUGAAACAGCGCAGUUUAGAGAAGAUAUUUUGGCUUCGACCGUCUCAAGUUUAGGAGCUAAAGUCUGCAGUCAUGCCAAUGUACGCUCGGUUUCAGGUAUGCGCGCGCUUUCCUUAUAAGGAGAUGAUUGAUAGGAUAGCGUACAGGUGCCAAGAAGGAAGCCAUUCAUCUGCACACAACACUGCGCACGCGAUCGGCGCAUCGCUGAUGCCCUUCUCUACUCUAUUGUUUGAAUUGUUUUCGUUGAACGCGCUAACGACCUGCUGAAGCAAAAUAUUGUGACUUGAAAAAGCUUUCGAGAAGAUGAUCUCGCAGUAGAGACGGGAAUAAUCGUCGAAUUUCUGGAAUUAUUUCUUGUGCGCGGCUUGUCUGAUGGGUUAGAGAGCCAUGGAGGAAGUGUUAUCUAACUUAGCUCACGAUGCCACGUCAAGUAAAGCAAAGAACCUACGAGACGCGUGUAUUUCAGCGACGGACGGACUCUUCAUCAGUCGAAAUGGAACGCGAAAAGUCCAGCCCCACGAGCUGAGGGAAAAGUGCUUCCUACCGCUGAAACUGGCCUUGGAGUCUCGAUCAAGCAAGCUGUCGCUUCAUGCUGUAAACGGCCUUCAGAAGUUAAUUUCCGAUGAUCGAUUUCGCUCGGAGAAUGAAGAAGACGCAGAAAGUCAACUUCCGGUUCAGUUUCUUGCCACAGUAGCGUCCACUCCCUCUCUGGCAGAUGAAGUACAGGUCGAAGUUAUGAAGCUGCUGCUUAUCAUUACGUGUUCUGCGUCUUGUGAAGUUCACGGUGAAUAUCUCAUCAAACUUGCUGAGAUAUGCAUCGAGACGUACACGCGUGCUCAUCAGGUCGCUACCAAGACAGCGUGCAGAGCCACCUUAACACAGAUGCUUAGUUCAGUGUGUCAUCGUCUGCAGGACAGUCUGGCAAGUCCCAUGGUAAGAUUGACGUCAUUGUCUCCGCCGGAGUCUAGGACUUUUGAGAUAAUGGCUGUGCACGUGCAUUAUANAAAAUCUUCAACGGACUCCAAGAUAGUGAAACACACGAAUCUGCUCUCUACCGACCAUGCCAAGUUGUUGAGUCAAGACGUGGUGCUGUUACUGAAGCAUUUCUGCUUCCGACUCACCGCGGGACCAAGUGUGCCGGUGCAAAGCGGCCAGGCCAUCCCAUUGUACCUUGAGGCCAUCUUAGUGAUGCUUAGCAGCCUGUCGACAGCCUUACAACAGGAGAAAGAGUUUAUAAACGUCAUCUGGCAACUUCUGUGUCCGGCGCUCAUUCAGUUGCUAGGCAGCCCCUUGAAUGAUCUAAACAAACGACCUAAAACCGUCUCUCCAUUCCCUGAAGAAAUCAACCGAGGGGGACGUGGAACAGGGAACUUUGCUAAAUCGUCCUCGAUUGUGGGUCCUAUACCACGGACCAUUUACAACAUAGCCACGGAGCUCCUGCGACUUGUGGGCCCCUUGGCGGCCAUGAGGCCAGUGUUAGAAUCACUGUUCCAUCGGAUUAUUUUGUAUCCUCCAGCGCAGCAGAGAGCGGAGGCAUUGAAAGCGUUAAAAGAGUUCCUGUCCAGUCCGCAGCGGCUGUUGGAUGCCGCAGGUCCAACGAUCAUUGACAAGGACAAUCCCCCAUCACCAGACUCUCCAACCGAGCAGAAGAAAUCUGAAUUGGAUUUACUGCGACUUUUGAUGGAUGGUAUUGUGGAAUCUGCCCGUUGCGCCGACAGUACUGUGGCCAGCUGUAGUGUAGCAUGCGUGGUAGCGUUGCUUGGGUCCUUAGAAGACUUAAGUCAAGGACGAGGCUUGAGCGAUGAACACAUCGAAUUCCUGAGCAAAAUGAAAGAAACUGAUAACUGGGACACGCUCAAAGAACAAUACGACAACGCUGCUUCUGCUCGAGAAUCGGGAAACUCUGUUAACGGUAGGAUGAAUGGAGAGGGAAGCAGUUAUAGAGGAGGAAACCGGUGGGAAUUGAAUUCCCAGGGAUCCCCCGAUGGAGAUAUUGAGUCUCUGACCGAGCGAUUUGAGAAGGAUGGAGGAGCCUGGGACAAUCUUACAGAUGGCGAAAUAAUGAGAAAUGAUGUUUCAGAGGACGAACCUGAAAUCAGGCCUCUUAUACCGAAGAGCGUACACUUCGCCUCAGAAGACGAGAUAGCAAUGUUUGAAAUACACGAAACCGAAAACAUCAAAAACUCCCGCCUCAACAAUGCACCGCGGUCCGGGACUCCACGCAAGAGCAGCCUUCCGAGAAGAGUUGGCACCAGUCCUCACGGCAAUGCGCGGACAACAGUCAAACGAUCUUCAUCACUUGAUGGCAAAACAAGGCAGAAACCGACAGUUCAAAAACGUACCAUGAAUGGGCAUGCGCAUCAGCGAGAGCGCGCAGGGUCAGACAGUGGUGCAUUGUCUGAAAGAAAAGCGAACUUUUUAGCAUCGCUAUCGCAAAGCGGCUCUAAGACGCAGAGCAAGUUCGGAUUGCGAAGGUCUUAUUCUGACAAUGAUCUUUCGAUUAGGAAAGGUUCCUCGCCUAGUCUGCAACGUUUUCCGUUGAAAAAAUCUAAUUCUUGGGCGUCGCUUAUAACUGAAAACCACGAAGCACCUUCGGCUGAUAGCGAUAAAAAGAGAGGAGGUCAACCAAAACGUAGCAGAGGAGGAAUUCCCAAGCCUCAAGCGCAUUCAUCAAGUGAUUUAUCGUUCAAUCCGAAACCCGGAUUAAGACGGUGGCCGAAUGAUGGGAAAAUAGUCGAACCUAUGAACAGAAAACCUGCGGAACAAGCUUCGCCAACGCACAGGAAAUACGUCGAGUCCAAAGCAAAUAAAAUCGAAGCUAGAGAAAAGGCUUUGAGGGAGGAAAAGGAAAAAGACCGAUCGCCAACGAAAGGCCCCCGAGGGACUCUUCGGAGAACUCGUUCGGCUUCGGAAUACGAUCGUAAACAACAAAACGGCAACGGUGAUAAACCAAAAGGAAUUCUGCUUAAAAGCCAGAGUUUGGACGAGCCUGAUGCUAAGGGAGCAGCGAGCAUGCCGAGGAAAAAUUCGUCGCAGGGCGUGAAAAUAAACGGUGUUUUUGUGAACAAAGGCAAAGAAAACGCUUCAGGCAAAUCACCAGACAAAAAGAAAGUAAAGGACGUCAAAAAGAGUGUCGAGGAAAACGAGAAAGAAGGCGCUAGAAACUUUGCACGCUGUUUACUUGGCAUUCUUCCAUCAGUACUGAGCCUCUCUGAUCCAGUGGCUGUUGACGAAGCUCUGCAGCAGUUCGCUUCUGACGUCUGUGAAGCGGUCACAUGCAUGGCACUCAAGCGCAAAAACGUUCCAAACUUCGGAACACUUCGGGGACGGUCGGAUUUGGUCGAUGAGAAGUCGGGCGAAGGAGCGAUGUCGGACCCGAGCUUCCCUAUUCUUAAUGCGGAUGGUGUGUACGUCACUGUGUACGCUACUAUGACGCUGAAUUUGAAGUUACUGAAGAGUGGAUACUAUCAGAAGAAAACAGCCACGCCCGCACUAGCACAGGAGGACUUCAUUAGUGCCAUUCUCAACAGUGGCGUUCCCAUUGGUCUGUCCUCCGUCUGGCUGGGUGAGCUGUACCGCCUUGUCACCACCUAUAACAUUUUAGGAAAGGCCGGCUACACACUGGACUCACCAUUGACCAACCGGGCCCUGAUCAACACACUCAACGACAACAUGCUUUCCGAGGAAGACGACAGCCCUUUCCUUCACCACAGGAACCCCAGCACGCUGCCGCCAGCUAAGAGAGAGGGGAUGAAGUUUGCAAGGAGGGUGCUGCUUACCACGUGGGAUUCAGUGUUAGAGAUUCUGUCAGCUCCUCUGGAGACUUCCAUCUCAGGUACUUCGAAUAACGUUGCUGCAAUGCUGGGGGGAGAAUCCAAGAGAGAUCACAAUCGCGAACGUGACACCAUCUGCCUCAGUCUGGAUGGUCUGCGACGAGCAGCCCGCUUGUGUUGCACACUGGGAAUUCAAACCCGCUGUGAACUGGUUCUAGCCCAGUUAGCAAGUGCUUCUUGUGGGGGAGAGGGUCUGGAAGGAAAGAGAACCAGGUCCCACUCCUCACCAAGCUUCAUCAAGCUUCACGCUGCGCAUGUCCUAAGUAUGGAUGGACUGCUGGCCGUUGGAGUGGAACUCGGAAGUCACGCACCAAAAUGCUGGAAACACGUAUUCAGAUGCUGUACGUACAUAUCGCAGCUGGAACGUGUGCAUUUCAGUAGCGGUGUAGGAGACUUGUCGUCACACGUGACACCGCCGAGCUCUUUCCGCAUAAACUCCGACAUUCCUUCACCAAUGUCGGAAUCUUCCAGCAUCUCUGAUUACCUUUCUGGCGAACUCUCUCCGAAUGGUACCGGCGUUGUCCGACAAAAUUCCGAAAAUGGCUCGGACCAUGCGCCAUCCAACGGCGGACUGUUGACCCCAGCCGAUGCCUCCCGCGCAAUUUACGCUCUUUCCGCCGCUGUAGAUCGUCUUUUCGAGCACGCCGCCAACACGCUUCACCUCGAGGGUCUUCUGUCGUUCCUUGAAGCCCUCGUCUACGCUUCCAAGACGCAGCUGUUUGGUUCCGUAGUUGACAAGAGUUCAAAUUCCCCUGGAGGAGGAGUUCCUGCAAGCUCCAAUGGUCAGACGCCAUCUUUUAGCACAACACUUCAUUUGUACCGACUAGCGGAUGUGAUACUGAGGAGCGCCCGCAAUACCAACAGACCGUUAUUGCAUCUAAUGAGAGCAUGGGCAGUUAUAGCGCCCCAUUUUGUAGAGGCUGCGUCUCACAAAGACAGGCACAUAUCCAAACUAGCAAUCACGUCCCUUCACGAUAUCAUGACAGAGCUCCUGAGCAACCGCAGCGAGCUCCCUCACUUUUGGUUCCACGAGGCGCUGUUUAAACCGUUUGACGGCAUCUUGUCUUCACCAUCUUGCAGUGAAGACGAUCAAGAACAGAUACUGACAACGCUUUGCCAACUGGUAGAAACCCAUUUAAGUAGCAUCAAGUCUGGCUGGAGACCUGUAUUCUCCGCACUGAGAAACAUGCCAGUGGUUUCUCGCAAGCUUACGGACGGGGUAGAACAAGACCGUAGACCUCAUCAGAUACUUGACAUUCUCUCGGCUUUUCUCACGAACAAGAAUUCGUCGGUGUUCGCAUCUGCCGCCGUGCAGUGCAUCCAGACCCUUCUCAUGUUCGUACGUGGCUCGGGCGUCAACGACAACUACGAAAGCAGCCGAACUGAUUCCGAAAGCAACCCGAACAGUGACGUGGGAACAGUCAAUGAGAUGUGCCUACCGGCCUUAGAGUACCUGCUGAGCAUGUCGAAAAAGUUGGCAUCCAUCUACAUCAUGCCUUCGAGUUUGGUCUUUCAUGGAUCACAUGCUGUUCGUUUGGUGGAGCAUUCUUCCGAAUUUCCAGGUACCCCGAGUCCCACUUCAAGUCCCAUUAAACAAAGCGAAUCAACCAAUCGGAAAGCAAAAACCCAAAGCCCAACUAUGACGUCAGCAGCUUCGAUUGCGUCAAUCGAUGACACGGGAGUACUGCGCGUAUGGUUCCUUUUGCUGGAGGGGCUUACGAAGGUGGUCGCACAGUGUCCUUGCAAAUUUCAGCCCCAAACUUUAGAGGUCUUGUUCGAUAUUUUGCGCUCAAUUAUCACCGUGCCAGGCCCUAACUUCUCUAUCUACGUAGUCACCAAUCUCCUGCUGCCGAUGCUUGAGUCCUGGGUCGAGCGCGGUAACAGGGAUGGGAGCUACUGGGAAAGUACAGCGGGUAACUUUAAGCACGCAUGUGGGCUCGUAACUGAACUGGUUGUAGAAGAGCUGGGACAGUUCUUAAGCGUUCAAGGCGCGGCAGAGUGUGUUCCUGGAGUGAUCAAGCAAACCUUGGAUCUGCUGUUAGAAUGUGUCUCUCAACCUGUAGAAGGAAUAGCCAGACUUGGAUGUUCUUGUCUAAGGCACCUGUUACUCUCCGGAGGGCCUGUCUUCACAGAGGACCUAUGGCUCAUUGUCAGCGAGGGCCUCAGGGAGGCAGUACACACUACCCUAUCAAACCUUAGGGACAUGGUAGCGUGCUUCCAGCCGGGAUCAUUCAGUGUUUACGGCGACGAGGGCAUGACGGUCAGGGUUGUCGCGCGACGUGACGUCAUAACGGCCGAUAUGAUACGACUACAGCAAGUGGCGGAGCAGGUCUUUUUGCUGGACAGCCAAGUUGACAAGUCUUCCACUCACAAACAAGACACUCCUGGGCCUGCGAAUGAAGAAGAUGAUCAGCGGUCCUAUGUCUUCGUGUUGUCUUCGGUGGAAAACAAAGAGAAGCCAGAGAAUGCCGAUAGGGUUCCUUUGCGCGGUUUAUUGGUCAGUCUGCUAUCCCAUCAGCUCUUGCUACAGACUCUCGGCUCCAUUCUCCUCGACAAUGCAGACAGUGUCAUGGCGCAGAGUUCGAACCCAGGCAGCCCAGCCUCGUCUGUGGAAAACUUUAACAACGAAGGCUCUGAGGCUAAUCUCCCAGGUCUCCUUUCGUACCUGUCACCAGCUAACUUGUCAGUGUUGUUUGAUUGUCUGAUGGAGUCACACACUGUCGCGUACGAGUUCAAUGCUAGACCUGGUCUGCGGUCAUUGAUACAAAAGCUGGCGAAGUUGGACGCGCCUGCGAAUCUCCUGCGGCAGUCCACGACUGCGUUCACGUGCUACCUUCACACGCUGUUCCAGAUUUGCAGGCACAGUGGCGAACACUUCUCCAGUUCACACAUAAAGCGCAUUCUGACCGGGGACCGUGUAACCAACACCCAAGAGAAAGAAGACGAUGUCGUCAAAGAGGAAUCAGUCAACAGCCCCGCGCGCAGCCACAAUGACUUGCUCAAAGGCGAUCGCAACGUGGACUGGAUUGUGCGGCGACUAAAUGAAGCUUGUGAUCAGUUGAGCAGCGUAUACGUUCGUCUUUAUAAUCAAUACAAAAGUGAAGCGCAGGGGAACAUGUCGCACGAAGUUGAGCUGGAGAGAAGUUUCUCCUUGUCGUCUACGUCAUCUCCGGCUCGCGAUGUUUCAAACUGGGGCAACGGGUAUUCGGAAGAACCUUUGCAUUCUCCUCUCGCAAGAUGGAAACUCUCCGCUACGGAGAAAUUCCCGCGGGAUCCGAAAUCGAAACACUAUCAACAUCUCCUGGAGGAAGAUAUCCGCAUGAUAGAGUUUGAAAGACAAUUCUUAAAGAGAAAAGAAGACGAACUAUUUCAGGUUAACAUUUGGACAAAUCUAGUUAUAACCAUGCUUGAACUUCUUUUGAAUUUACCCACGCUGCAAUUCAAGGCCGUCCUGCCAGCGGUUUUUCCCGCGGUGACAUGCCUUAUUUCCACUGGUACUGAUACCAAAGUGAAGCAAUUAGUGUGCGAGGUCGUGCGAAGAGUGGGCUCCAUAUAUGGCAUUUUAGCUGCGUCUCACAAAGACAGGCACAUAUCCAAACUAGCAAUCACGUCCCUUCACGAUAUCAUGACAGAGCUCCUGAGCAACCGCAGCGAGCUCCCUCACUUUUGGUUCCACGAGGCGCUGUUUAAACCGUUUGACGGCAUCUUGUCUUCACCAUCUUGCAGUGAAGACGAUCAAGAACAGAUACUGACAACGCUUUGCCAACUGGUAGAAACCCAUUUAAGUAGCAUCAAGUCUGGCUGGAGACCUGUAUUCUCCGCACUGAGAAACAUGCCAGUGGUUUCUCGCAAGCUUACGGACGGGGUAGAACAAGACCGUAGACCUCAUCAGAUACUUGACAUUCUCUCGGCUUUUCUCACGAACAAGAAUUCGUCGGUGUUCGCAUCUGCCGCCGUGCAGUGCAUCCAGACCCUUCUCAUGUUCGUACGUGGCUCGGGCGUCAACGACAACUACGAAAGCAGCCGAACUGAUUCCGAAAGCAACCCGAACAGUGACGUGGGAACAGUCAAUGAGAUGUGCCUACCGGCCUUAGAGUACCUGCUGAGCAUGUCGAAAAAGUUGGCAUCCAUCUACAUCAUGCCUUCGAGUUUGGUCUUUCAUGGAUCACAUGCUGUUCGUUUGGUGGAGCAUUCUUCCGAAUUUCCAGGUACCCCGAGUCCCACUUCAAGUCCCAUUAAACAAAGCGAAUCAACCAAUCGGAAAGCAAAAACCCAAAGCCCAACUAUGACGUCAGCAGCUUCGAUUGCGUCAAUCGAUGACACGGGAGUACUGCGCGUAUGGUUCCUUUUGCUGGAGGGGCUUACGAAGGUGGUCGCACAGUGUCCUUGCAAAUUUCAGCCCCAAACUUUAGAGGUCUUGUUCGAUAUUUUGCGCUCAAUUAUCACCGUGCCAGGCCCUAACUUCUCUAUCUACGUAGUCACCAAUCUCCUGCUGCCGAUGCUUGAGUCCUGGGUCGAGCGCGGUAACAGGGAUGGGAGCUACUGGGAAAGUACAGCGGGUAACUUUAAGCACGCAUGUGGGCUCGUAACUGAACUGGUUGUAGAAGAGCUGGGACAGUUCUUAAGCGUUCAAGGCGCGGCAGAGUGUGUUCCUGGAAUGAUCAAGCAAACCUUGGAUCUGCUGUUAGAAUGUGUCUCUCAACCUGUAGAAGGAAUAGCCAGACUUGGAUGUUCUUGUCUAAGGCACCUGUUACUCUCCGGAGGGCCUGUCUUCACAGAGGACCUAUGGCUCAUUGUCAGCGAGGGCCUCAGGGAGGCAGUACACACUACCCUAUCAAACCUUAGGGACAUGGUAGCGUGCUUCCAGCCGGGAUCAUUCAGUGUUUACGGCGACGAGGGCAUGACGGUCAGGGUUGUCGCGCGACGUGACGUCAUAACGGCCGAUAUGAUACGACUACAGCAAGUGGCGGAGCAGGUCUUUUUGCUGGACAGCCAAGUUGACAAGUCUUCCACUCACAAACAAGACACUCCUGGGCCUGCGAAUGAAGAAGAUGAUCAGCGGUCCUAUGUCUUCGUGUUGUCUUCGAUGGAAAACAAAGAGAAGCCAGAGAAUGCCGAUAGGGUUCCUUUGCGCGGUUUAUUGGUCAGUCUGCUAUCCCAUCAGCUCUUGCUACAGACUCUCGGCUCCAUUCUCCUCGACAAUGCAGACAGUGUCAUGGCGCAGAGUUCGAACCCAGGCAGCCCAGCCUCGUCUGUGGAAAACUUUAACAACGAAGGCUCUGAGGCUAAUCUCCCAGGUCUCCUUUCGUACCUGUCACCAGCUAACUUGUCAGUGUUGUUUGAUUGUCUGAUGGAGUCACACACUGUCGCGUACGAGUUCAAUGCUAGACCUGGUCUGCGGUCAUUGAUACAAAAGCUGGCGAAGUUGGACGCGCCUGCGAAUCUCCUGCGGCAGUCCACGACUGCGUUCACGUGCUACCUUCACACGCUGUUCCAGAUUUGCAGGCACAGUGGCGAACACUUCUCCAGUUCACACAUAAAGCGCAUUCUGACCGGGGACCGUGUAACCAACACCCAAGAGAAAGAAGACGAUGUCGUCAAAGAGGAAUCAGUCAACAGCCCCGCGCGCAGCCACAAUGACUUGCUCAAAGGCGAUCGCAACGUGGACUGGAUUGUGCGGCGACUAAAUGAAGCUUGUGAUCAGUUGAGCAGCGUAUACGUUCGUCUUUAUAAUCAAUACAAAAGUGAAGCGCAGGGGAACAUGUCGCACGAAGUUGAGCUGGAGAGAAGUUUCUCCUUGUCGUCUACGUCAUCUCCGGCUCGCGAUGUUUCAAACUGGGGCAACGGGUAUUCGGAAGAACCUUUGCAUUCUCCUCUCGCAAGAUGGAAACUCUCCGCUACGGAGAAAUUCCCGCGGGAUCCGAAAUCGAAACACUAUCAACAUCUCCUGGAGGAAGAUAUCCGCAUGAUAGAGUUUGAAAGACAAUUCUUAAAGAGAAAAGAAGACGAACUAUUUCAGGUUAACAUUUGGACAAAUCUAGUUAUAACCAUGCUUGAACUUCUUUUGAAUUUACCCACGCUGCAAUUCAAGGCCGUCCUGCCAGCGGUUUUUCCCGCGGUGACAUGCCUUAUUUCCACUGGUACUGAUACCAAAGUGAAGCAAUUAGUGUGCGAGGUCGUGCGAAGAGUGGGCUCCAUAUAUGGCAUUUUAUAACAAUUAGCGGGGAAAUCAUAAUUUGAGAAUAUUUCCUCAGAGGGUAAGAAAUUCAGGAGAAUUGUGAGUCGGUAUGAGAGAGGAUCUCGACAUGAUCUGAAAAAUGGUUUUUAAAGAUUCAUUGAAUUAGUGCUAAAGCUAUGUUAAAUUCUCCAGAAUGAACUUGCAGUGGAAGCAAUGAGGAGAAUUACUCAACUACAAACGAGAAUGGCUUGUAUUAGCCUUAAUUGCAAGCUAUUCCCACUUUCACUAUGGAAACACGAAUAGAUAUUGUUUUAUCACUUUAUUUCAACUUUAGAAAACUGAUGCAAACUUUUUUACAUAAAACUAAGUAUAUGAUACGAAUUUUUGCAGAGCCCUCCUUUUGCUUGAGAGAAAACUCGACGAGAACAUUUCGCAGCCGAGUUGACUUUCGCUCAUAAAAAACGAAGGCGUGUAGCUCAUUGUAAAAGUAACUUGUAUUGUAAUGUAGUAGUACGGCGCAUGCUCACGUCACAACUUUCGGAGUGAUUCACGAAUACUUGCACUAGUCUGUGAUUGGGUAAAGAGAAUCGGAAAGUCUACGAUUUCGGCGAUAUUUCGACGAGUUUUCCGAAUUUCAGUUAAGUCUUAGUGAAAUAACAGUAGUUUCUUGGAAGGCGUAUACCAAGCCAACCCCUACCCGCCCAAUUACGAAAGAGGAAAAUCCAUUUGGUGUAUUAGUUAGUGUUGUUCCGACGGCCAUGUUAGAAAGCAGGAUCUUUAAAAUUUUAAGAGGACGGGAAUAGGACCACUCUCACGGGUUUUAUAAACUAUUAACCUGAUUUAAUCGUACUAAUAUGACGGUAUAACAGGGCAAAUUUGAGAGACUGUAUAUCGUUUCAUUUCAGUAGCUCGAAGAAUGUGAUACCGGGAUACUCGGGAAUACAUUUACAAUGUAAAAAUACCUAUUAUCAUAAUUUAAGACAGAAUUAUAAAUUUACAUUGUGAAGGGAAGGGUUUUUUAGGCAAGCUAUUGCACUGUCUAAAUUGAAUUAAAUGUAGAAAGAGAACACUAUAAAUAUGGUUUUGUAUUUGACGCAUUUAACUGACCAGUUAUGUAGUAGAACAUCGAGAAAUAAAGGUUUAUUAGGUUAAACUCUA
Orbicella faveolata is the source of this 11500-nucleotide messenger RNA. RefSeq names its product brefeldin A-inhibited guanine nucleotide-exchange protein 3-like. Lineage: Eukaryota; Metazoa; Cnidaria; Anthozoa; Scleractinia; Merulinidae. The record is from RefSeq and is a predicted model, not a curated record.